This is a messenger RNA of Arvicanthis niloticus (Nile rat), 360 nucleotides long. RefSeq names its product hepatitis A virus cellular receptor 1 homolog. Lineage: Eukaryota; Metazoa; Chordata; Mammalia; Rodentia; Muridae. Gene Ontology annotation, cellular component: cell surface. The record is from RefSeq and is a predicted model, not a curated record. Gene Ontology annotation, molecular function: phosphatidylserine binding; virus receptor activity. Gene Ontology annotation, biological process: phagocytosis, engulfment; positive regulation of mast cell activation.
AUGAUGUCCCCUCAAGUCCUCAUUUCAGGACUCCUACUCCUUCUCCCAGCAGUUUGGAGCACCACUGUGACAUCUUCACAUCAACCUUGGAAUAAUCACACUGAAGUGGUCCCAACACAACCCCCCCUGAAGAUCUCCACUAAGGACCUCUAUAUUGGAAUCUCUGUGUCUGCUACACUGCUGAUCCUCCUGGCAAGCAUCCUGACUACCAUAAAGUGCAGACACAGAAAAAAGAAGAGUCUAGAGAGCUCUGUUGUCUUCCAUGGAUUUCAGAAUGAAGUUUUCCAAAGUACAGCCCAACCCCAAGCUGUGGACAAUGUCCACAUUAUUGAAGACAGUAAAGUUCCAGUUGCCCAUUGA